This is a messenger RNA of Closterium sp. NIES-65, 1209 nucleotides long. Lineage: Eukaryota; Viridiplantae; Streptophyta; Zygnematophyceae; Desmidiales; Closteriaceae. The record is from the annotation of a GenBank genome assembly.
AUGGAGGCCGAAUCACACAGCGUGACUAUCCCAGUGGCGACGUCGCCGCUUUUGGCGCAAGAGAUCUCUCCGCCACAGGCACACGGGAAGCCUCACGUCCACGAUCCCAGCAACUUGAGCCACAUUCUCGAGACCCGUCGCCGGCUCGUCGGCAGAGCGCUGCUCGUCGCAACGUGUGUGUCGCUGGCGAUCCUGCUCUGGACGUGCAUCCACGGUGAUUCCGUCGCCGAAUCCUCGGGCGACGCGUCGUCCGCCGGAACAAGCGGCGCGACUGGCGGAUCGUCGUUUAGCAGCUCUGCGGCUGCGCGGUUCCUGGUGCUUGGCGACUGGGGUCGCGAUGGAGAGUACAACCAGUCACUAGUGGCAACACAGAUGGCGCGAGUUGCGGCGGACAUGGCGCCGCAGUUCGUCAUCUCCACGGGCGACAACUUCUACGACUCGGGGAUAGCUGACGUGGCAGCGCAGCAAUUCACCACGUCGUUCACGAACGUGUACUCGCAGGCGUCGCUGCAGGUUCCCUGGUAUUCCGUGCUGGGCAACCAUGACUACUAUGGCAACGCGCUCGCGCAGCUGCACCCACACCUCUCGGCCCGCGACCCGCGUUGGGUGUGCCGCCGCAGUAUGGUGCUCUCUCUGCCGCUCUGCAGCAACGCGCAAGGUGUCUCCUGCACGGACCUGCUGGAUAUCUUUCUGUAUGACACCACUCCCCUCGUGCGCGAGUACCGCUCUGAACCGCACCGUUCGCUAGACUGGCGCGGGCUCAACGCUAACAACUGGACCAAGCAGGAGCGCGCUCAGCUCAAGGAACUGGAGGGCUGGCUGAGCAACUCCCAGGCCACGUGGAAGGUGGUGAUUGGCCACCAUCCGGUGUACAGCUUUGGCGACCAUGGCAACCAGCAGGAGCUCGUUGAGGCUGUGAAGCCGCUGCUGGAGAGGCACAAUGUGCAGCUGUACAUGAACGGCCAUGACCACAACCUGCAGCAUAUCCGCAGAGACGACAGCCCCGUGAAUUAUGUGACAAGUGGUGGCGGCAGCAAGGCAUGGAGGGAGGCGCCACCUGCAGCAGACGCAGCACCAGGGUUGCAAUACUUCUGGCCAGGCCAGGGAUUUGUCGCAGUGGAGGUGGAUGCGGGGGAGGUGCGACUGUCAUUUGUGGGGGUGGAUGGGAGUGUUAUGUAUGAGACGCGGUUGAGCAAGGAAGGCAGGUGA